Messenger RNA from Diprion similis, 1417 nucleotides. Its product is annotated as probable RNA-binding protein 18. Lineage: Eukaryota; Metazoa; Arthropoda; Insecta; Hymenoptera; Diprionidae. The transcript has 5 exons. The record is from RefSeq and is a predicted model, not a curated record. The coding region runs from base 153 to 767 and encodes 204 amino acids. Gene Ontology annotation, molecular function: RNA binding.
AUGUACGGAGAGUCGUUUCUUCGACGGUAAUUAUUGAGGAAUUUAAAUGAAUUUAAACGCGACUGAAUCAAUAAUCCGUCGUAGAGCUUCCUAGGUUAUUUUUGUACGGUUUUAAUCUGACUGCAGAGACCGUUGAGUCACUUGGAGUCGCUAUGGACACCGGACUUCAAAUUCCUCUACCCUUGGAUUCUGCUAAAUCUAAUAACCUGGAGGACAAAAGAUUAUGGGUUGGAAAUUUAGAUCCCAGAAUUAAUGAGUACCAACUCCUGAAACUCGUUCAAAAACAUGGAAAAAUCGAAAAGUUUGACCUCCUAUUCCACCGUUCUGGGCCACAAGCUGGCCAACCCAGAGGAUAUGCGUUCGUAACUUACGAGACGAGCUACGACGCGGAAAAAGCCAAAGAUGCUCUUCACAACAUUAAAAUUGGAGCGAAGACCAUCGUUGUGAGAUGGGCGCACAGUGUCAAUGAGAACGAUAUGGAGAAACCAAAACCAAAGAUAGAUAUUCCAGCACUGGCAGGUGCCAAGAAAGAAGACAAGAAAGUGAGUAGAGAAACGGCGAUCCAAGCAAUCGAGGCCAAACUAAAGAUGAUGAAUGAGUCUGAGGAGGAAUUUGAACUCGACAAACCGUUAGUUGGAACUCCAAUUCUUCAACAGUACCAGAGACCUGAAAAUAUGAAGCCGUCCACCUCUAAUCGAUAUCACAAUCAUAGGGGUUCACGAUAUCAGAGUAAUAAGCCGUAUAGUCGACCUCGACCAAGGAGAUAAUCAAUCCUACAAUGAGAACAACUCAUUUGAGAUAUUUGAUGCUGUUAAUUGCUGGGUUGUUGCAAACCUGGCUAAUCAGUGAAAGUCAGGGAAUUCUCAUGCAACGUGAAUCUUGAAAACUGAUUGCACAAUCAUCGAUGAAUUGUAAUUCAGAGGCAUAAUGUAUUAUCACAUACUGUGUAAAAACAUUAUUGAAAUCGUAUGGAAGGAAUGAAGUUUCAAUGGGGAUAAUCUGGCGAAGCAAGGGAAUUCAAAUAACGAAAAUUUGUAACAACCUUGAAUUUGUCUUGAUUGACGAAUUACUAUACAGAUAAGUUUUAGUUAAUACUGUCAUCCAUUAGCAUAAUAGUCACUCAUUUAUUUAUUUUCUCGACCUGUGUGAAUGAAAUCAUAAAUCACAAAAUCAGGAUAAGGUCUGCCAUUGUUAUAUGUAAUGUGAAUUGAGAAAUUCAUUUUUCUUUUCAAUCCUUCCACGAUUAAGAGAUCUUAAUCGCUGCAAAUGAUUCCUAUGCUAAUAAAGUCUUUCAAGGCAAGUGUUAUAAGUACAAGUAUUUCCAUUGAAUACUGACUUUGUGUAUCAUAUUUGACGUACAUGUAUUUUCCUACAGUGUAUUAUGACAUUUUUACAGUAAAACAAAUAUAUACAAGAA